AUGAGAGGAGAGGUCAUCCACAUCCAUCUGGGUCAGGCUGGUGCUCAGCUGGGCAACAGCGCUUGGGAGCUGUACCUUCUCGAACACGGUCUCAGCCCUGAUGGCCGCAUCAACCCGGAGGCCAAGGAUAUUGCCGAGGGCGGUUCCUUCGAUACGUUCUUUACCGAGACGAGCAGCGGCAAGUAUGUGCCGCGCUCCCUCUUCGUCGAUCUCGACCCCUCGCCCAUCGAUGAGAUCCGCACUGGCGAGUUUCGUCAGCUGUUCCACCCCGAGCUCCUGAUCAGCGGCAAGGAGGAUGCCGCCAAUAACUAUGCUCGCGGUCACUACACUAUCGGCAAAGAGAUGAUCGAUAAUGUCAUCGAUCGCAUCCGCCGCGUUACUGAUAACUGCCACUCCCUUCAGGGCUUCCUGAUCUUCCAUUCCUUCGGCGGUGGCACUGGCUCUGGUUUCGGUGCUCUGCUCCUCGAGCGCCUCGCGACCGACUACGGCAAGAAGUGCAAGCUGGAGUUCACCAUCUACCCGGCUCCCCGUCUCUCCUCGGCCGUCGUCGAGCCAUACAACGCUGUCCUGUCGACGCACAGCACCAUUGAGAACUCGGACUGCACCUUCCUGGUCGAUAACGAAGCCGUCUACGACAUCUGCCGCCGUAAUCUCGAUAUCCCCCGCCCGAGCUAUGAGCACCUGAACCGCUUGAUCGCCCAGGUUGUCUCGUCCAUCACCUCGUCAUUGCGCUUCGACGGUGCCCUGAACGUCGACCUGAACGAGUUCCAAACCAACCUGGUUCCGUACCCGCGUAUCCACUACCCGCUCAUCAGCUACGCCCCCGUCGUUUCGGCUGCCAAGAGCGCUCACGAGAGCUUCAAGGUCUCCGACCUUACCUUCCAAUGCUUCGAGCCCAACAACCAAAUGGUCGUCUGCGACCCCCGCAAGGGCAAGUACAUGGCCGUUGCGCUCCUCUACCGCGGCGACGUCGUUCAUCGCGACUGUAGUGCCGCUGUGGCCGCGCUCAAGCAGAAGGCCUCGUUCAACUUGGUCGAAUGGUGCCCGACGGGCUUCAAGAUCGGCAUCAACUAUCAGAAGCCGAUGGCCGUUCCCGUCAAGGACCCGUCCGAGGGUGGUCUCGCUGCCGUCGACCGCUCCGUCUCGAUGCUCUCCAACACGACCGCCAUCGCCGAGGCCUGGUCGCGCCUCGACCACAAGUUCGACCUCAUGUACAGCAAGCGCGCCUUCGUGCACUGGUAUGUCGGUGAAGGUAUGGAGGAGGGUGAGUUCAGCGAGGCUCGUGAGGACCUCGCUGCUCUCGAGAAGGACUACGAGGAGGUCGCGGCCGACUCGGCUGAUAAUGAAGGUGAGGCUGAGUACUGA
Messenger RNA from Thermochaetoides thermophila DSM 1495, 1365 nucleotides. RefSeq lists its product as uncharacterized. The transcript is spliced from 5 exons. Bases 1 to 1365 code for a protein of 454 amino acids. Gene Ontology annotation, molecular function: GTP binding; structural constituent of cytoskeleton. Gene Ontology annotation, cellular component: microtubule; cytoplasm. Gene Ontology annotation, biological process: microtubule cytoskeleton organization; mitotic cell cycle. The record is from RefSeq and is a predicted model, not a curated record. NCBI's taxonomy places the organism in Eukaryota, Fungi, Ascomycota, Sordariomycetes, Sordariales, Chaetomiaceae.